Molecule: messenger RNA, 3114 nt
Organism: Thalassophryne amazonica
Lineage: Eukaryota; Metazoa; Chordata; Actinopteri; Batrachoidiformes; Batrachoididae
Gene: plod3
Product: procollagen-lysine, 2-oxoglutarate 5-dioxygenase 3
Exons: 19
Coding region: 94-2295 (733 amino acids)
Biological process (GO): peptidyl-lysine hydroxylation
Cellular component (GO): endoplasmic reticulum
Molecular function (GO): procollagen-lysine 5-dioxygenase activity; L-ascorbic acid binding; procollagen glucosyltransferase activity
Source: RefSeq, a predicted model, not a curated record
CGUCAUCGCGAGAGUGGGCUGAGGGGAAAACGGGACUCAGGUCGGUUUUGCGGUUCGAACAGAACUCUUCAGAACCGCCGUGACAGUUCGAACAUGUCUUCUUACGGGUUUUUGCUCCUGUUGGUCCUCUCCAGCCUGCACAGCUCCGUGUCGGCGGAGCAGCGGAGACUUUCUCCAGAUAACCUGCUGGUGAUCACCGUGGCAACAGAAGAGACAGAUGGCUUCAAGCGCCUCAUGAGAACAGCCAGAGAGUUCAACUACACGGUGAAGGUUCUUGGACUUGGGGAGGACUGGAAGGGUGGCGAUGUGGCUCGGACGGUGGGCGGAGGUCAAAAGGUCAGGUGGCUGAAGAAGGAGCUGCUGAAGCAUGCAGACAAACAGGACAUGGUGAUCAUGUUUGUGGACAGUUAUGAUGUCAUCUUUGCAUCGGGUCCAAAGGAGCUGCUGUCCAAGUUUUCCCGUACGGGUCACAGAGUGGUUUUCUCUGCAGAGGGAUUCUGCUGGCCUGACCAGAGACUGGAAUCCAAAUACCCAGAGGUGCAUGCUGGGAAACGCUUCCUCAACUCAGGAGGUUUUAUUGGCUUUGCGCCGGACCUCAGCGCCCUGGUCCAGCAGUGGAAGUACAAAGACGAUGACGAUGACCAGCUCUUCUACACCAGGAUCUACCUGGACAAGGCGCAGCGGACCAAAUUCAACAUGACUCUGGACCAUCGAGCCAGAAUUUUCCAGAACCUGAAUGGAGCCGUUGACGAGGUCGUGCUGAAGUUCGAGAGGGCAAAGGUCAGGGCCAGGAACGUUGCCUAUGACACGCUUCCUGUUAUCAUCCACGGCAAUGGGCCCACAAAGCUGCAGCUGAACUACCUCAGUAACUACGUUCCCACGGCGUGGACCUACGAGCACGGCUGUGGUUUCUGUGACGACGACCUGCUGCUCUUCAGCGAUGUCCCCGAUGAUGAGAUGCCUCUGGUGCAUAUCGCCAUCUUCAUCGAGCACGCCACGCCCUUCCUGGAGGAGUUCCUGGAGCGCUUGACCACACUGAAGUACCCGCUGGAAAGGACACGCCUCUUCAUCCACAACAAUGUUGUGUACCACGAGCGCCACAUCCAGAAGUUCUGGGAGCAGUACCGGGCUGUGUUCCCCGACGCCGUCAUGAUUGGACCGGAGGAGAACCUGCAGGAGGACAAGGCCAGAACCAUGUUUGUCGAGGUGUGUAAGAAGUCUCCAGAGUGUGAUUACUACUUCAGCAUGGACUCUGAUGUGGCUCUGACGAACCCGGACACACUGAGGGUCCUGAUGGAGGAAAACAAGUCUGUCAUCGCCCCCAUGUUGUCCAGACACGGGAAGCUGUGGAGUAACUUCUGGGGCGCUCUGAGUCCUGAAGGAUACUAUUCCAGAUCUGAGGACUACAUCGAGAUCGUCCAGGGAAAGAGGAUCGGCCUGUGGAAUGUCCCUUACAUCACUCAGGCCUACCUGAUCAAAGGCAGCGUGCUGCGGUCCAAAUUGGCCCAGGUCAGCCUGUACACUGCCGACGGCACCGACCCCGACAUGGCCUUCUGCAAGAGCGUCAGGGAACAGGGAGUCUUCAUGUUUGUGUCCAACAGGGACGAGUUCGGCCGUUUGGUGUCCUCGUCCAACUUCAACACAUCCAGACUGCACCCGGACAUGUGGCAGAUCUUUGACAACCCCGUGGACUGGAAGGAGAAGUACGUCCAUGAGAACUACUCCAGGAUCUUUGAAGAUGACAAACGCUUUGUGGAGCAGCCGUGUCCAGAUGUUUACUGGUUUCCAGCCUUCUCAGACAAGAUGUGUGAUGAUCUGGUGGAGACUAUGGAGGACUUUGGGCAGUGGUCCGGAGGUUCACACAAGGACGAGCGUCUGGCCGGUGGCUAUGAGAACGUUCCCACCGUGGACAUCCACAUGAACCAGAUUGGCUUCGAGAAGGAGUGGCUCAAGUUCCUCAAAGAAUACAUCGCCCCUGUCACCGAAAAACUCUAUCCUGGGUAUUACGCCAAGGCUCACGCCAUCAUGAACUUUGUGGUUCGUUACCGUCCUGAUGAGCAGCCAUCACUGCGGCCGCAUCACGACUCGUCAACCUUCACCAUCAACAUCGCCCUCAACAGGAAGGACAUAGACUAUGAGGGCGGCGGCUGCAGAUUCUUGCGUUACGAGUGUAAGGUGGAGUCUCCCAGGAAGGGGUGGUCCUUCAUGCACCCGGGACGCCUCACGCACUACCACGAAGGCCUCCCCACCACCAGGGGGACCCGCUACAUCAUGGUGUCAUUUGUGGAUCCCUAGAGCCCCUCGGCUGCCAACUGUGUGUGCGCAUGUCAAAACGAGCCAGUCAGAUAUGCAAGUGAGGAGGCCCCACCCCUUCAGCAUCCAGUGUCCGAUCAAUCAGAGCGCUCUGCAGCCAUAUGAGAGGACGGAGAAAUAUCCACGAUGUCCAUGUCACAGUGGACUGUCUCAGAUCCUCUCUUCAGUGUCUUACGUGUGUUUUGUGGAAAGAGUCACUGAAGGACAUUUCAAAAUAAGCUGCAUUAUUUCUAUGAUGUUGAGGUUAAUUUUCACUGCGCUGCCUGAUUAGUUUUCUUUGAAAUGCUGCAGAUUUCACAUUCAAUGUCACUGAAGUGUAGAAUCCUGCAGGGGGCGCUCUCCGUUUGGUAAUGAGCACAGAGCCGUAUAUAAGACCUUAUAGAGCGCCCUCUGCAGGUUGACAGCAUGUGCCUCCAGCAUGUCAUCGGUUCUUCAUCAAUCAGGGAAAUAAAAACUUUUGUUUUAUAGUUUUUAUUUUAAAACUGCUCCAGAAAGCAUGUUUUGGAUUUUUGGGUGUGAUUGUAUAAAAACAUCUAAUCAGGAGGUGGUUGAAGGUCGACUCAAACUCCAGAGUUUUAUUUUUAAAUUAAGAUAGCGGGAAACAGUAAAGGGCUUUUAUAUUUUUCAUAUGCGUUUUUGACAUUUUCUUAAUGUGUUUGAUCACCAGAAAUCAUUUUUGUGACUGACAAACUGCAGUUUUUAGUUUUGACCUUGAAAAACUAAGUUUAAAUAUUUUUGUAGUUGACGAGAUUCAUUGUUUUCUUUGUGCUUUAAAUUAUUAAAGAAUAAAGUUUAAUCAAU